This is a messenger RNA of Akanthomyces muscarius, 573 nucleotides long. RefSeq lists its product as uncharacterized. Gene Ontology annotation, cellular component: cytosol; membrane; intracellular membrane-bounded organelle. The record is from RefSeq and is a predicted model, not a curated record. Gene Ontology annotation, molecular function: calcium ion binding. NCBI's taxonomy places the organism in Eukaryota, Fungi, Ascomycota, Sordariomycetes, Hypocreales, Cordycipitaceae. The coding region runs from base 1 to 573 and encodes 190 amino acids. The transcript is spliced from 4 exons.
AUGGGGAAAUCACAGUCGAAGCUUUCCCAAGAACAGCUCCUCGAGCUCCAAAAGUCGACUCACUUUGACAAGAAGGAGCUACAACAGUGGUACAAGGGUUUCCUCAAGGACUGCCCCUCGGGUCUGCUCAGCAAGCAAGAGUUUCAAAAGAUUUACCGCCAAUUCUUCCCGUUUGGCGAUCCGAGCUCGUUUGCCGACUAUGUAUUCAACGUCUUUGACAGCGACCGCUCCGGCACCAUUGACUUCAAGGAGUUUAUCUGCGCCCUAAGCGUUACUAGCCGGGGCAAGAUGGAGGACAAGCUCGACUGGGCCUUUCAGCUGUACGACAUUGACCGCGACGGCAAGAUAACGUACGACGAAAUGCUUCAAAUUGUUGAAGCCAUCUACAAAAUGGUCGGCUCCAUGGUCAAGCUUCCCGAAGACGAAGACACCCCCGAGAAGCGCGUCCGCAAAAUCUUCCGCAUGAUGGACAAGGACGAGAACGGCAGCUUGGAUAUUGAAGAGUUCAAGGAGGGCAGCAAACGUGACGAAACCAUUGUCUCGGCCCUCUCCCUCUACGACGGACUCGUCUAA